Blastocystis hominis is the source of this 2157-nucleotide messenger RNA. RefSeq lists its product as hypothetical. Lineage: Eukaryota; Bigyra; Opalinata; Blastocystidae. Gene Ontology annotation, molecular function: protein kinase activity; ATP binding. The transcript has 11 exons. Gene Ontology annotation, biological process: protein phosphorylation; spliceosomal complex assembly; regulation of mRNA processing. The record is from RefSeq and is a predicted model, not a curated record. Bases 1 to 2157 code for a protein of 718 amino acids.
AUGCAUAGUAAGGGAAAAAAGAAUCCUUUAUUCAGGGCUUCUGCACCGAGUACGCCGUUUUGGAGAUGGUUUCUGAUUCUAGAGUUUCAGACCUGUCAAAAUGAAAGUGAUUCCAGUGAUAGUUUUUCGGAUGGAGACGAGGAAGAUCAGAAGGAUUAUCGUAUGGGUGGCUAUCAUCCCGUCGAAAUCGGAGAGGUUUACUAUGACCGUUAUAAAGUAUUGUGUAAAAUGGGUUGGGGUCAGUAUUCCACUGUGUGGAUGGCUCGCGAUCUAAUUACGGGAAAACUUUACGCUCUUAAGAUUCAGAAGAGUGCCAGUGCGUACAUGGAGGCUGCUCAAGAUGAGCUCCGUCUCUUCACCGAAGUGAUGCGACGAGUCAACCAAGUGAAAGAGAGCAAUCCAGACGCAGUCGUGAACGUGGUGGAGCUGCAAGACCAUUUUCUCUUCACCGGCGUGAACGGAACGCACAUGUGUUUUGUGUACGAAAUGCUGGGCCCCAGCAUGCUAGACCUGAUCAAGCAUUACAACUACCGAGGAAUUCCUUCUUCCAUCGUCCGUCCCUUGGUUCACGACAUGCUGACCGGUCUCGCCUUUUUGCACUCCUGCGGGAUCAUCCACACCGACCUCAAGCCGGAGAACGUGCUCCUGAAAGCCCCGCUGAGCGAGCCGCCCCCCGCGCAGACGACAAUGUUCGAAUUGACGCAGCAGAAAAUCGAAUCGGAUCCCGAGGUGAUCGAGCUGCGCACCAAGUGCGAGGAUCCCUCCAUCGACGCAGAGGAGCGGCGCAAGCUGCGCACACGGCUUCGGAAAGUGCGUCAGCACAUUCGAAAGGCGAUGACGCAGCACAACAUGCCGACUCUUUGGGGCUUUUUGCAUUUUAACUAUAAGGAAGCCGAGGAUUUGGGGAAACUGGAGAAACCGGGGAAACCGGAGGGGGGUGAGAACGUCCAGCCAGCAGCAAUGCAGCCAGAAGCAGCAGAGACAGCAGCGGAGCCGCCGUCGAAGUCGCCGGCGCUGACGCCUGCGGAGUGGCAGUAUCCGGACGACUGCUUCUACAUCAAGAUGUACAUUCUGGCGCCGUUGGCGAAGAUGGUGGAGGCGUUCGGUCCGAAGCAUCGCUACGGCGACGAGAAGCGCGAGGAGUGCAGCGAAUGGACGUUCGCGUUCGAGGGCUCGACGACGGACGAAGCGAUUAACAUCUUCCAGGUGCGUGGCCACGGAAGAGAUCGACGCACGCGCCUGCACGAUCUCCGCCACAUCAUCAUGAACGAUUUUGCGAUCCGCGAUAAAGACGAACACUUAUUGUGGAGUUUGCGCUUCGACGGCCGGCGCAUCCGCACCGUUUUUUCCAUUCUGGAGAACUGGAUCGAAGGCUUCCGCGUGCUCCAUCUGCCCAAACCCAAGUUCGCUCUCUCCGCCUACGAGCACAACCUCCUCAGCAACGCCUCGCGCGAGUUCCUCCCUCCGGCGACGGCGAUUUUCCGGAACGUGAACGGCGUGCUCGUCGGACUGUGCAUUCCCCGCGUGAAAGCGGGGCUGACGAUUCUGCCGCUGGAGGAGCGGCUGUCGAUGUGGCCGUCGGACGCGAUGAUGAGCAAGGCGCUGAGCAACGACCGCAGCAUCCCUCCGUUCUUCGGGGAGAACGAUGUGAUCGGGUGCAAGAUCGUGGAUCUGGGGAACUCGUGCUUCGAGAACAAGAAGUUCACGAACGAUAUUCAGACGCGGCAGUAUCGCUGCCCCGAGACCAUUCUCUACACGCCCUACUCGUUCUCCGCGGACAUCUGGUCCGCCGCCUGCGUGAUCUUCGAGCUGCUCACCGGGGACUUCCUCUUCCACCCCAAGGAGCACAGCAACCUCUCCAAGGAUCUGGAGCAGCUGGGGCUGUUCGAGGAGCUGCUGGGCCCCAUUCCGUCGAACUUCGCGCGGACGGGGAAGCGAUGGAAGGAUUUCUUCCGCGCGGAUGGGAAGCUGAAGUACCAGAAGGCGUACGCGCCGCAUAAGAUCGCGUAUCGUCUGAAUAAGGCGGGCGUGUCGAUGGAUGAGUGCAUUCUGAUCGAGGAUUUGCUGCUGCAGAUGCUGCAGUAUGAACCGAUCAAGCGACUGAACGCGAAGGAGUGUCUUUCGCAUGCCUGGUUCUCGUACCAAAACAGUAAUUGA